Molecule: messenger RNA, 2369 nt
Organism: Melitaea cinxia (Glanville fritillary)
Lineage: Eukaryota; Metazoa; Arthropoda; Insecta; Lepidoptera; Nymphalidae
Product: ATPase family protein 2 homolog
Exons: 2
Coding region: 1-2238 (745 amino acids)
Cellular component (GO): cytoplasm
Molecular function (GO): ATP binding; ATP hydrolysis activity
Source: RefSeq, a predicted model, not a curated record
AUGCCACCUAAACAAGCGAAAAAGACAUUAUGGGUUGAAUGCGAGAGAUGUGGCUGCAGUAUACUGACGAACGACAAAAAUGUUCACGUCGAACUGAAUUGUGAGAAAGAUCAAGUUAAAUGCCCAUUUGUUGAAAAUGAAACGUUAUUUACUUGGUUGGAGAGAGCUAGCGCCCCUCAAGAGAAUAUUCCUAGGGAUACUGUCCUUAUCCACCCUUCAGCGGGGACUUUGAUAGGUGCAGUCAUCGGUAAGCCUUUGGAGUUGAAAAGAGACGGCGCCCCUACUCUUGUCAAAAGGAUGUGGCCGUCCAGAGCGUCCGCGCCUGCUGCUGUUAUAUUACCUGCUGCAGAUCUUACCGGAGCUUGGAGUAGUGACAGUAAAAAAGUAACAGUUUCAAUUUUAAAACAAACAGUCCCACAGGCUACAUGUGUUUCAAUUAGAAUUAAAAAUCAUAAAACUGAUGCAGACAUAACGGACAUACUGAAAGAAAGAUUCAACAAUCACUACGCUAGUGAAGGCAGCAUAUUUAUAUAUUAUUACUUUGGUAAAAAAUUACAAAUUGAAUUUUUAAAUAUAAAAUCAGAAAGCAAAGACUCAAAGAUUACAUGGUUCCUUCUGAGUGAAAAUACUUCUUGGAAUAUGGAACAAAAUAAUAUCCAAAAAGUGAAGAAAAAGCCACCCCUAUUAGGUGGUGUUGAUGAUAUUAUCGAAGAAAUAAAAACUUUGAUCAACAUUUCAUUCAAUCCUACUGGAUUUUCAGCCAGUUUUCAGGUAACUCGGGGUCUCCUGCUGUAUGGCCACUCAGGUAUUGGCAAAACAGCUAUUUGUAAAUACUUAAUAGACAAUCUCAAUUGCCAUCACAUAGAAAUAAAUGGACCUACAAUAUUUAGCAAAUAUUUUGGUGAAACCGAGGCUACGAUGAAAGGGCUCUUUGCAAAAGCUAUAGAAAAUGAACCAAGUAUAAUUUUAGUCGAUGAAAUAGAAACAAUUUGUCCAAGACGAUCUUCAGGCAGCACAGAACAGGAACGGAGGGUUACAUCAGCUUUUGUCUCUUUACUAGAUAACUUACAUCAAGAAACUAGCAAAGUUUUUAUUUUAGCGACGACAAGAAAGCCAGAAGCAAUAGAUCCUAUGUUACGAAGGUUCGGUAGAUUGGAUAAAGAAAUCGAAGUUCCUGUGCCCGAUAGAAUGCGACGAAAGGAAAUUUUGUAUGCAUUACUCAAGAAUAUCCCAAAUAAAAUAUCUUCUCAAGAUAUUGAUGCAAUAUCUGAUUUAGCUCAUGGCUACGUUGCCGCUGAUUUAGUUAAUUUAUGCACCCAAGCUUCGAUGAAAUGUUUUAAGAGAACCAGUGAUGCGUUAGAGAAAGAAGAUUUAAUGGGCGCUUUGACUGUCGUGAGGCCGAGUGCUAUGAGAGAAUUGCUAAUAGAAGUUCCGAACGUUCGAUGGACGGACAUAGGAGGGCAAGACGAUUUGAAACUAAAGUUGCGUCAAGCAGUGGAAUGGCCUCUGAAGCAUUCAGAAAGUUUUCUAAGAUUAGGUAUUCGACCACCCGCGGGCGUUUUACUGUACGGACCUCCCGGCUGUUCUAAAACUAUGAUAGCAAAAGCGUUAGCGACAGAAAGUGGGCUCAACUUUCUGUCGAUAAAAGGUCCGGAGUUAUUUUCUAAAUGGGUCGGUGAGUCAGAACGCGCAGUGCGAGAUCUAUUUACAAAAGCACGUCAAGUUGCGCCUUCUAUUAUAUUUUUCGAUGAAAUGGACGCUAUUGGAGGGGAAAGGGGAGCAGGCGAGGCAGGGGUGCACGAGAGAGUGUUGGCACAACUUCUUACUGAAUUAGACGGCGUUGUCCCACUAAAUUCUGUCACCAUUUUAGCAGCUACAAACCGUCCAGAUAGGAUGGACAGAGCAUUGCUCCGGCCAGGACGUCUAGACAGACUCAUAUAUGUACCUUUACCGGACUUUGAAACCAGACUUCAAAUAAUUGAAUUAAAACUCUGCAAAAUGAGUACAAGCGACGAUGUUAACUCUCAUAACUUAGCAACGAGGACGGAAGGUUUUUCAGGAGCUGAGCUGCAAGCUUUGUGCCACGAGGCAGCUUUGCGUGCUUUGGAAAAAGACCUGGACUGUCCCGAGGUGACUAUGGAACAUUUCGAGCAUGUUUUAAAAGAUUUUAAACCAAGAACUCCUCAAUCAUUGUUAAAAGUUUAUGAAGAAUUCGCUUUGGGGCAAAGAUCUGGUUAAAUAGGAUAAUGGAAUAAUGAUAAACACGACAUUUGUACUUGUAACUAUUUAAUCAUGUAAGUAAACCUUAUACACUAUAUUUUGUAUAUAAAUUAUUCUAAUUAUACUAGUCCUUAUUCUAGUGCCUUAAA